Molecule: messenger RNA, 1122 nt
Organism: Microthlaspi erraticum
Lineage: Eukaryota; Viridiplantae; Streptophyta; Magnoliopsida; Brassicales; Brassicaceae
Source: the annotation of a GenBank genome assembly
AUGGAGGAGGUCUUGACUAAUCCCAAAGCAGGAUACUACAUGAAUCGUGACGUCUUUGGAGCUCAAGGCGAUUUCAUCACUUCUCCUGAAGUUAGCCAGAUGUUUGGCGAGAUGAUUGGUGUUUGGGCUGUGUGUCUUUGGGAGCAAAUGGGAAGGCCAGAGAGGGUUAAUCUCAUUGAGCUAGGUCCAGGGAGAGGAACACUCAUGGUCGAUCUCCUUCGUGGUACAUCAAAGUUUAGAAAUUUCACGGAUUCAUUGCAUAUACACUUGGUGGAAUGCAGUCCUGCAUUGCAGAAGCUUCAGCACCAGAACCUGAAAUGCACAGAUGAAACUAGUUCGGAGAAGAAAGCUGUAAGUUCAUUAGCUGGGACGCCUGUGCAUUGGCACUCUACUCUUGAAGAGGUUCCAUCGGGAGUGCCAACAAUAAUCAUAGCUCAUGAGUUUUAUGAUGCUCUUCCAGUUCAUCAGUUUCAGAAAUCUUCCCGUGGUUGGUGUGAGAAAAUGGUUGAUGUGGGAGAAGGUUCACAGUUCCGGUUUGUUCUAUCACCACAGCCAACACCUGCAGCCUUGUAUCUCAUGAAACGUUGCACAUGGGCUACACUUGAGGAAAGGGAGAAACUCGAGCACAUCGAGAUCAGCCCGAAAUCAAUGGAUUUGACCCAAGAAAUGGCCAAGAGAAUAGGUUCUGAUGGAGGUGGAGCACUUAUAAUCGAUUAUGGGAUUAAUGGAAUCAUUUCAGACAGUCUUCAGGCUAUUAGGAAACACAAGUUUGUCAAUAUACUGGAUGAUCCUGGAUCUGCAGAUCUAAGUGCUUACGUUGAUUUUCCUUCAUUAAAACACUCCGCUGAGGAAGCUUCAGAAAAUGUCUCAGUCCAUGGGCCUAUGACUCAGUCUCAGUUCUUGGGUUCGCUUGGAAUAAACUUCAGAGUGGAUGCGUUGCUACAAAACUGCGACGACGAGCAAGCUGAUUCCUUAAGGUCAGGAUACUGGCAGCUUGUUGGGGACGGCGAAGCACCGUUCUGGGAAGGACCCGAUGAACAAACGCCGAUCGGAAUGGGCACGAGGUAUCUUGCAAUGGCUAUUGUCAACAAAAACCAAGGCGUUCCGGCUCCAUUCCAGUAA